Messenger RNA from Saccoglossus kowalevskii, 1727 nucleotides. RefSeq lists its product as uncharacterized. The record is from RefSeq and is a predicted model, not a curated record. NCBI's taxonomy places the organism in Eukaryota, Metazoa, Hemichordata, Enteropneusta, Harrimaniidae. Gene Ontology annotation, molecular function: protein binding.
GGUUUAUUUAGCCUAAAUUGAACUGAACUUGUUGGUAUCGACUGGUGUUUGUAUUUAUUGUUGGAUGAUGGCGACACGGGCGUGAAAAUAGCCGUGAUCAUCGACUCUGGUCGGGAGAUGCGAAGGGGCAGAUCGAGGGGACCCCGACUUUAAACCACCACAAACUUAUUGACUUACACGUUAAAACAAACACCAUCAACAUGGCUACAACACUCAAUGCUAACGACCAGAAUGGAGAAAACGGUACCUCAGAAGGGAUACAGUCGCCGAGAUUGUGGCAUUUUGGGCGUGGGAGAGCCCCGUUCAGCCAAACCAUGAUGGAGUUCGAUCGUCAACUCGACCAUUUGUCAGUCUGGCUUGAAGAGUGGUCCCACGAGGAGAGAUGUCAGAUACUAGAAGGGGUCCUAAUAAGAAGUAAUUAUACUCAAGUUCAGUUUUUAUGGACAACAUUACAGCCAGCAUUACAUAGAGACUUCAUGUAUGCUUCAAAACAACAUUAUCCACAGAGUAAAUUUGUGCCAAUUAGCACACAUGCUACCAGACAAAAGAAACAGAGAAAAUGGGCCAAAAAAUUUCACAGAAUUCCCAGUGCUUUUGUACAACGCCGUAGAGAUGUUCUGCAGUGCAAUUCUGAACUCGCUUUGCCAAAAGUUCCCUUUCAAGAUGAGCCAAUGUCUGAACAUAUUCUUAAUUAUAAAUCCAGGUGGACGGAAGUAAUGAGGAACACAGGAAGAUUACCCACAAUGCCACAGAAACCUACCUCACCACGUUAUAAUCUUGCCAAAUCAAAAUCAGCUCCUCAGCUAACUAGAUCACAAAACUUACCUCCACUCAGACGCCAUUUACAGGAUGAAAGCCCACAUCACCAAGGUAGAUUAGUUUAUAGCCCUGUAGUUCCUGAUAAUGCAUUACUGAAAUCUAUGAGUAGUAUACAACUUACACGUAAACGCAAGUCAUUGUUUGGUACCCCACCUGAAGAACAACUUCCGGUUGCUAAGUUACCAAAUGAAGCUUGGCAGCUAUUUCAUUGGUAUGAAUCAUGCUGGAAUGGGGAGAAAUGUGUUGGUGAUGGUAUUUGUAGAUACGGUGUAUGUGGUGGUGACAGUGUAUGUGGUGGUAACAAUGUAUGCAAUGACGGUGUAUGUGGUAGGGACAGGGUAAGCCAUGGUGACGGUGUAUGUGGUGGUGACAGUGUAUGCGAUGACGGUGUAUGUGGUAGGGACAGUGUAUGCGGUGGUGACAGUAUAUGCGGUGGUGACAGUGUAUGCGGUGGUGACAGUGUAUGCGGUGGUGACAGUGUAUGCAGUGGUGACGGUGUAUGCAGUGGUGACGGUGUAUGCGGUGGUGACAGUGUAUGCGGUGGUGACAGUGUACAGCGCCGACCACACGCUUUGUGUGGUGACAGUGUAUGCGGUGGUGACAGUGUAUGCGGUGGUGACAGUGUAUGCGGUGGUGACAGUGUAUGCGGCGGUGGUGACAGUGUAUGCGGCGGUGGUGACGGUGUAUGCGGCGGUGGUGACGGUGUAUGCGGCGGUGGUGACGGUGUAUGCGGCGGUGGCGACGGUGUAUGCGGCGGUGGCGACGGUGUAUGCGGCGGUGGCGACGGUGUAUGCGGCGGUGGCGACGGUGUAUGCGGCGGUGGCGACGGUGUAUGCGCCGGUGGCGACGGUGUAUGCGCCGGUGGCGACGGUGUAUGCGGCGGUGGCGACUGUAUGCGCCGGUGGUGA